AUGGGCCUUCUCGCGGCCGGAAUCGGGCUCCCGAUUCUUCUGACCUUUUACUUCCUGAAACUCAGGAGACGCCCCGUUCGGGUCAGUUCCACCCUUCUGUGGGACCAGGCCGCCCGCGAUCUCGAGGUCAACGCGCCCCUCCGGAUGAUCCGGCCGAGCCUGCUCCUCCUGCUCCAUCUCCUCGCCCUCGCCCUCCUCUGCCUCGCCAUCGCCCGCCCGACCCUCGACACGCCCCGAGACGCACCGGGCUCGAUCGUGCUGCUCAUCGACCGUUCCGCCUCCAUGUCCGCCCGGGACGCGGGUGACGCCUCGGCCCCGAUCACCCGCCUUGACUCAUCCAAACAGAUGGCCCGCGACCUCCUCGGGCGCCUCGACGACCGCGUCCAGGUGAGCGUCAUCGCGUUCGCCGCGGAACCCUCCAUCGUCUCGCCCAUGAGCCCGGACCUCGCCCAGGCGAUCCGGGCGAUCGAGGCCGUCGAGCCGACCGACCAGCCGGGCGAUCUGCACCGCGCCCUGCGCCUCGUCGAGGCCAUGACGGCGGGGCAGGCAUCGGAAACAGGCGAGCCGAUCGACACGGCGCGCGUCGUCAUCCUCUCCGACGGUGAGCCCGUCUCGCGCACCGACGACCCGCGGCCCUUCGCGCUCGAUCCGGGAAGAAUCGAGUUCCUCCCCGCCAUCGAGCCCGGCGCGACCCCGCGGGCGAACAUCGCCGUCGUCUCGGCGGACGCCGCCCGCGACGCGGACGACCUCGCCCUUGUCCGCCUCUUCGCCCGCGUCCUGGCCGUGAAUCCCGCGUCCCGCGAGCUCACCCUGACCCUCCGGCUCAACGGCCGGCCCGUCGCCUCGCGCCCGCUCUCGCUCUCCGAAUCAGCCGGGGACCCCGGCGUCUGGGAGGGCUCGAUCACCUUCGAAUUCAACGACGACGCCGAAGGCGGCCUCGCCGUCGUCUCCCACGCCGUCGACGACGCGCUCGAAAGCGACAACGCCUACGCCCUCCGCCUCAACCCGCCCCUCGGCCCGCGCGUGCUGCUCGUCCAGGCGGCGGCGCCGGAGAACGCGAUCGACUAUGUCCUCGCCGAUGCGCUGGCCGUGCCGUCGCUCCGCGUCCAGACGCUCGAAACCAUCACCAUCACCCAGUACGAGCGUCGCCUGCCGCAGAACUCGCGCCCGGGCGAGCUCGUCCGCGUGCGGCUCGAAUCGGGCGACGUGCCGGACCUGGUCAUCUUCGACGCCUGCACGCCGAGCCGUCUGCCGGCGUGCCCGUCGGUCUCGUUCGGCGCACCGAUCCCGCUCCCCGGCCUCAAUCUCGCGCCGCCGGAGAACACGCCCACGCGCGUCGCCUUCUUCCGGCGCACGCACCCCCUCCUGCGCUACGCCGACCUGGGCGACCUGCGCAUCGAGCGCCACCGCCGGCUCACCCUCCCCGAGCCCGGGUCCGCCGUCUCGCGCGUGCGGAUCCUCGCCGAGAGCGCCGAGGGCCCGCUUAUCGCCGAACUCGUCUCGCGCGGCGUGACGCGAGUCAUCGUCGGUUUCGCACUCAGCGACGCUUCUUGGUGGCGCCGCCCGGGCUUCCCGCGGUUCAUCAAAAACACGCUGGACACGCUCACCGAGACCGGCGUCGAGAACACCGCCGCCUCCGCCACCACGACGGACGCCGUCCCGCUCACGCCGGCGCAAGGGGCCGCGGUCGUGCGGAUCUCCGGCCCCGUCGAGCGCACCGUUUCGGUCGGCGGCGACUCCGCCCCGCUCGGCGUCGUCCUCCCCAGAGCCGGCGUCUACGACGUCGACUCCGCCGAUCCCGCGCAACUCCCGAUCAACCUCGCUUCCCCCGAAGAAAGCCGCAUCCGAACGGGCGACGCCCUCGAUAUCUCCAACACCCGCAUCUCCGGCGGCGGCGCGUCGAGCAUCGUGCCGCGGGAGAUCUGGCACUGGUUCGUCCUCGCCGACGCCCAACAGACCGCCGAGCAGAGCACCGAGCAAGCCGUCGAGCUCGAGGCGGAAGAAUCGAAGUUCCGUCUCACGUUCUCGGCGGACGAGCUCAUCGCGUUCGAGACCGAUCUCGAUGACACCGCCGGCGACGUCUCCUCCGCCAGCACCAGGCUCCGCCUGCAGCUCGACGGGGACGUCUCGGACGAUUUUUCCACGAGCCUCGCGUUCACCGGCACGUUCGUGGACUACGAGUUCUCCGGCGUGACCGACCCCUUCCUCGCGUCGCCCGAAGCCAUCGACGACGCGUACGAGCUCGGCGUCCGCCUCAUCGGGCGUCACACCUUCGACGAAACCUGGUCCGCCGUCGGCGGCGGCUUCACCCGCGCCGGCUUCGCCGACAACGCCGACAUCGACGACGCGUUCACCUACGGCGGCUUCAUCGCGGCCGGCUACCGCUCCUCGGACGUCUUCUCGAUCGACUUCGGCGUCCUCGUCUCCACACGCCUCGAGGACGACCUCUUCGUCAUCCCCUACGUCGGGAUCCGAUGGCAGAUCGACGAGACGCUCACCCUCUCGUCCAACGGCCUGGGCGGACGGCUGGACGCGAAACUUGACGAUUCGUGGACCGUGUAUAUCCACGGGCGCUACGAGUCCCACGAGUACCGCCUCGACGACGACUUCGCCCCCGCGCCGGGCGGCGUGAUCCGCGACGAUUCCUACCCCGUGGGCGUGGGCGUCCGCUUCGCGCCGAGCCGGGAUUUCUCGAUCACCCUCGAGGGCGGCAUCAUCUUCGGGCGCGAAUUCGAGUUCUUCGACGACAGCGAGAACGACCUUCGCACAAUCGAAACAUCUGGUGCGGUGUCCACGCCGCAGCGAUCCAACGCCCGACUCGACCGCCGCUCGUUCCUGACCGGUGCCGCCUCCCUCGCGGCGCUCGCGAGCGUGCCCGCGCCGGCCCGCGCCCGCGCAACGCCCCGCCCGACGAAGCCCGCGAAGAACCUCAUCUUCGCCGUCGCCGACGGCUGCGGCCCGGGCGCGAUCACGGUCGGCGAGCACUAUUCCCAGCUCCGCGACGGCCGGUCGCUCAACUGGACCGGCCUCUUCAACGACCCAGACGCCACCACCUCCAUCGUGUCGACCGAGUGCGCCGACGGCUACGUCACCGACUCGGCCGCGUCCGCGAGCGCCUGGGCGAUCGGCGAGACGUGCAACUACCGCGCCGUGAGCUGGACGCCCGACCACCGCGCCCCGCGCCCGCUCUUCCUCCGCGCGAGAGACGCCGGCAAGGCCAUCGGCAUGAUCUCGAACACCUACCUCUGGGACGCCACACCCGUCGCCUGGGUCGCCAACGGGCCGGACCGCAAGACAGCUCGGUACGAGCUGGCCGAGCAGCUCGUCGAGUCCGGCUGCGACGUCGCGCUCGGCGGCGGGCAGGAGACCUUUAAGCCCGACAUCCUCGCGCUCGACCCGUCGAUGCGUGUCGUCCGCACGCGCGACGAGCUCGGGCGCUUCGCGCGCACGCCCGACCGGCUCCUCGGCCUCUUCGCGCGGGAGAAUUUCCCCUACCGCUUCGAGUACGACGGCGACACGCCCGAGCUCGCGGGCAUGCUCGACGUCGCGCUGGGCCGGCUCCGCAGCGCCUCGCCCGACGGCUUCACGCUCCUCAUCGAGGGCGCCAAGGUCGACCACGCGGCGCACGCCAACGACGGCGCCUCGCUCUGCAACGAGCUCGCCCACUUCGACGAGACCCUCGGCACCCUCAUCGACUUCGCGAAGCGGGACGGCGAGACUCUCCUCGUUGUCACCACCGACCACGCCAACGCCAACCCGGCCCUCACCGAGUACGCCGGUGGCGGCGCAAAGCUCUUCCGCAAUAUCCUCAAGCCGACGCACUCCUUCGAAUGGCUCAUCGGGCAAGCCAAUCUGGAAAUGGGCGUCCGCCGACGCGCCGACGUGCUCUUCGAGAGCUUCCGGCAGAGCACCGGCUACCCGCUCACCAACGACGACUUCGCCCAGAUCGAGCGGUUCUUCGCGGACCAGUCGAUCGACGGCUACGGGACCAACAGCAAGCUCCAUUGCCUGAUGGGCGCCAUCUGCGCCAACCACACAGGCCUCGCCUUCCUCUCCCCCAACCACACCUCCGACCCCGUCACCGCCACCGCGCUGGGCCCGGGCCACGAGCUGUUCGAUCCGUGGAUGCACAUCUCGGAGAUCCACCACAAGCUCGUCGCGGCGCUCGACCUCCCCCCCCUCGCCUGA
Symbiodinium necroappetens is the source of this 4188-nucleotide messenger RNA. NCBI's taxonomy places the organism in Eukaryota, Dinophyceae, Suessiales, Symbiodiniaceae. The record is from the annotation of a GenBank genome assembly.